Messenger RNA from Microplitis mediator, 2121 nucleotides. Its product is annotated as odorant receptor 22c-like. The record is from RefSeq and is a predicted model, not a curated record. The transcript has 8 exons. The coding region runs from base 313 to 1611 and encodes 432 amino acids. Gene Ontology annotation, molecular function: odorant binding; olfactory receptor activity. NCBI's taxonomy places the organism in Eukaryota, Metazoa, Arthropoda, Insecta, Hymenoptera, Braconidae. Gene Ontology annotation, cellular component: plasma membrane. Gene Ontology annotation, biological process: sensory perception of smell; detection of chemical stimulus involved in sensory perception of smell.
CAACUAGUGAAGUUUAUUCUUCGGUAGUUGACUUCGUACUCCUGUUUACCACCUACUCGGACCCGCGCAGCCGUAAGCCCUAGACAUUGUGACGACAACAUUUAUGAAAAAUUAAUACGUCAUUAUCAACAGAAAAUAGCUUUUCAUUGUUGCACCCCUUAGAAGAUGUCAUUUUCUUAUGUAUUUGAAAUUUUAUAUGACAAUUUUAUAAUUAAAUUGAAUUUUCGGAAAUUAGUUUCCAAGGGAACCAAACUACAAACUUUGCUAAUAUUAUCCGUCCAUUCCCCCAUAUCUAUUGUUAUCGAAUGACAAAUGUUAAAGUGUUUAAGCGAAGACUCACAUUUUGAAGAAAUGUUUAACAGAGAUAAAAAACGUGAUAACCUCACUACAACAUCAUGUGAAGAACUAUGGAAUAUAGAUAUAACAAUUUUAAAUACAGUAGGUGUAUCACUUCGUGAUGCAUUUGGUGGUGAAUAUCGUAAAUCAAAUUUAUUGCAAACUACAUUAUAUAUUGUUGGGGUCAUUUCACAGAGUUUAUUCAUAUGUUUCGCUGUAUACACAUUGUAUAUUGUUGAAAAUAUUGAUUUAGAUUUUAUUACUAGUUUUACCCCGCUGGCAUUUGGUGUUGGGAUGAGUAUCCUAAAGGGUUCAACAUUAUGGUUUCAUCGACGUGAGUUAUUUGAAAUUUUAAAAGAAUUUCAUACUCGAUGGAUUUAUGUCAGGACAAAAGUCCAUUUACAAAAUGAAAUUCAUAUGCUCAUUAAUACUUCGAAAAAAGUACGGUAUUGUUAUAUGACUUCUAUGAUAGGUAUCGGUUUAUCUUAUGCUCUACGUCCAUAUUUGUUACUAUUUACUCACUAUUUGAAAACAUUAGUCCUUCAAUCAAAUAGUACAAUGGAUUUUUCAGUUAUGUGGCCACUUACAUACCCAUUUACGUAUCAGACGAUGAAUCGAUACCUUUUAGUGUUACUGUAUGAGCAAUGUCUUAAUUACUUUGGUAUUUGUUGCAUAACAAUAUGUGAUACUUUUUUCAUUCACCUUAUGACUCACACUUCAAUUAACUUUUUGGUAUUAGCUGAUGAUUUUAGAAAUAUGAAUCAACAUAUUGAUAUUAACAAUAAGGAUAGCGAUAACGAUAAUGAUGGUGUUCAACAUAUGAUAGAAUUAGUUAAUAAACAUCGUUCCAUGUUAUCAAUAUGUCAAAAAAUUGUAUCUUCAUACAAUCUUGUUGUUUUUUUUACAAUGGUAUUGAAUGGAUUGGAUAUUUGUCUAUGUAUUCUUUCUUUAGAUAAACAAAUAUCGGAAAGACUUUGGGAAUUGUUAGCAAAAAAUUUAGUUCACGCAACUGGAGUUUGUGUCCAAAUAAUACUUUACUGCAAUUUUGCAAAUACGGCUACAGAAAUGACAGCGCGUAUUCAACAGUCAAUUUAUGAAUUGGAGUGGACGAGUUGUAAUAGUAAAUUUAAAAAAAUGUUAAUGCUAAUGAUGACAUAUACUAGUAAAAAAUAUACAUUUUCAGCAUACGGUAUUAUAACACUUGAUCGUGAACAAUUGACGAAGAUUUUCCAAACUACGAUGAGUUACUUUACACUUUUAAGAAGUUUUACAUAAUUUGUGUACAACUUAAUUCCGGAAUCUUUAAACCUGAAGGUUUAUUCUGUAACUAGCAAAAAGUUUGCAUAGAUUACGCCAGAUGAAAAAUUAAUUAUUGUUGUGAUAAGAUAUGUAGUCGGUGAAAUAAAUAUGCAAUAUAUUUCAUAGAUUAUUAUAUAUUAUAGGGAAGAGGGGGGCAGAAUGGGCCCCUUAAGAAAAAUAAUUAUAUUAUCAUUAAUUUUUUUUACGCGUUUACUUCUUUUUAGACUCUUGAUACAUAUUUUCACUUCAUUAUGCUGCGCCCGUUCAAAUGGAAAAAUCGAAAAUUAAGGGCAAAAUAAGCCCUCCAAAAAGUUUUGGAUUUGAUAUUUUUUAUUUUUUACACGUGUGAUAUUUUCGAAUAACUAUGAAACAAUUGUAUUUCAAUAAUACACUCAUGCCAUAAAUUAAAAGAACAGAAAAAUUUUAGACAUUUUUUAGUGAUUUUUGCAAGGCUGUAACUUCGUGAAAAAUAAUCGUACCGAAAAA